AUGGACAGCGUCCGCGGGAGCAACCGUCGCAUAAACAGCCUGCAGACCCGCGAACGCCUGCGCAGCAACAGCUCGGCCACGCUGCGUGGAAAGCGCCCCGUCACCGCCCAAGAUGCCUACCUCUAUGCCCUGCGCGUCGCGUUCCUCGCAUACCUGCUGCAGCCCCGCCAGAAGCGAGUGCAGCAUGUCCCCUCGACCCCCAAGCAGGUCCAGCGUUCGUCGACGUCCAUCAACGACCUCAUGAAGGACUUCUCCCUCAUCAGGGACUCCAAGAGCACCCGCUUCCCCCGCGACUUCAUGGCCGCCCUCGAUAAGCGCAUCACCAAGGUGCUCAUGGGCCAAGAGCGCAUGCCGGAGUUCCAGGACGCCACCGUCAAGCGAACCUUUGCCGUCUUUCUCAAUGCCUUCAAGGACCCCUCGUUUCGAAAGAACAUGGACAAGGACAGGCGGGUCGAGGACUUGCUGCUCAUCUUCUACUCGAAUGCCACAAAGGAGCUGCAGAAGGGAAAGGCACCGACCGACGACAACUGGAAGCUCAUGGUCGACCGCCAUGUCGCCCUCUUCCUUCGCCUCGUCAGCUCCAUCCUCAGGGACCACGACUGGCAAAGGGACCGCCCCGAGCUUGCCCAGAGGCUCAUGACCAUGGAGAAGAAGCUGCUGGUGCACGACCAGGAUCUCGCUGCUGAGAACCAGCGCAACGGCGGUCAAGGAGGCACAACAAUUGAGGUAGAGAUUCCCCGAAGCUACGAGGUCAAGGACAUGCCGCUUGUUCUGGUGGUCUCGCGCAUCUUCUCCAUCAGCUACUCGGACGUGCAGAAUGACAUCAACAGAUACAAGUCUGUGUGGACCGAAAAGGCGGCACUCCAAGAUCUAAAGACAUACCAGGCCCAUCUCAGCCUCAUGACAAAGAAGACGCUCAACGCCGAAGACUUUGACACUGAAGAGGCAUACGAGGCAUGGAAGAACCAAGAAGUGCCAGACCUCUCGCAGAUGAUUCUAGCAAUCAUCCAGUCUAACCCGGAACUAGCAAAGAGCUCACCUGGUGGAGCUGUACCCCAGUUCAAGCCAAGAGCACCAAUGGAUGCAGGCUAUGCAGACGCCUCCAGACAAGGGUCCAUGUCUUCUGAAAGUGGCUCUUCGUAUGUAAUUGACCAGCCUGUAGACAUGAGCGGGCUCCACAUCAACGACGAUUCUGACCACGACUCGUCGUAUACUUUCAUACCUUCCGACCCACGUGCCACUUACCGUGCGAUACUGAAUGAAGCGCUGAAACAUGACUUGGCCGAUUCCGAGCUCGAAGCAACCGAAGCAACUGCCGAAAGUCCAUCCGUGAAGCUGCUGUCAAAACAAUCCGCUGAGCUCCUGAAUGAAAUAGCCCUUCGGUGGAGGAUACCCCAGUUUUCGCGCCUCGUCUUGUUCAUGGACGUUGUAUGCGAACGAUACACCAAUCAGGAGGUUGACCUGGACACACUCGAUGCAGCCUUCAACUACGUCAAGGAACCACCCCCAGUAGACAAAAGGGCUAGCCGUAUGAGCUUUGUUCCAGUCCAAUCAUCCCUCUUUGACCGGACGAAGUGGACAAUUCAUGACUAUGCACUUAACCAGCAGAUCUUGUCUGCGUUGCACGACUGCCUAUUGCGUGAGCUGUAUGAGCUCAUGAUGCACGUGUACGAGUCCAAGCCACCUCCCCUCGGUCCAGUCAUGUAUGUCCUGGAAAAUCACAUCUAUGACGACCCCACAUUUCCAGGUACAGAAGAAGAAAUGGACAAAUUCACUGAGCAGUUACGCCAAGGCCUGCGAGAAAAAGCUGGUGAUGUGUAUCGCGAGCUUCUCGCAAAGCACAUACCGGACACAAAGGAAGAGUGGGAGUUCUAUCAUGUCAUUGAGCUUGGUCGUGCCGUUGUCAAAUUGUGCGAGCGGAUACAGAAGCGUUACCGCAAGAAUCCAGAAGUCAUGGGUGCCAGUCCCAUGAUGUGUCUUGUGGAGAAGAUGUUUCCUGCAUAUGCUGCUGAUGCACGAGACCUGGUUGCUCGGAUCAUGGACGUUGCCCAUAACAAAGGAGAAGAUGUCCCGAUUCAGGAUGGGUUUGAUUUGUACAAGGAACUCGUUGAGAUUCGCCGCAUCCACAGCGACGCGUUACCGGGCAAGAAUUUUGCUUUCAGUAUCGAAGACCAGCUGCAGGAUUUUGUAUGGAGAUGGAUACAGAUGACGGAUGAGAACCUGACUGGCUGGGUGGACAAUGCGUUCAAAGCAGAUUCUUUCCAGAUUGAAUCGCAGAAUCCUAUACCCAUGGAUGACGAGAGGCAUAGCGUUUCGGUUGUUGAUGUUUCCCGAUCCUUCAAUCAGAGCAUUGAGCAAAUCGUAGCUCUGAAUUGGGAUAAUGACGUACAUUAUGCCAAGUUCAUGACAGCUCUCUCCAAAUCGAUCGGUACUGCCCUUGCGAGAUACUGCGAGCUCGUGGAGCAGAAGUUUGCUCGGGAAAUGGACCGUUUGACGCCUGAACAGGAAGCUGCUGCCAAUCAGACCAGACAAGAGAAAUGGCUUUCUACCGUCAAGGACUUUUACAGCCAAAAGGACAAGAUUGAACCUUUCCAAUUCUACCCCGAGUCUCUUGUCAAACUCAACAACAUCGAAUAUGCAAUGCAGCAGUUAGAUAAGCUCGAGCGCGAGAUUGGCGUCGAUGCUUGCGCUGAGGUCCUCCAGAAGAAUGCCCCACCCCAGCCGCAACGCCUUCGCAACAAUAAUUUUGUCUUCACCAUCAAGAUCAUCGAGGCUGAGGAUCUGAAGGCAUGCGACAUCAACGGGCUUAGCGACCCGUAUGUAGUGCUUGGUGACGAGUACCAGAAGCGCCUGGCUAAGACACGAGUCAUCUACCGCAACUUGAACCCUCGCUGGGAAGAGACCAUUGACAUCACCACCAACGGUCCACUCAAUGUUGUUGCGACAAUAUGGGAUUGGGAUGCUAUGGGCGAUCACGAUUGCGUUGGCAGAACAUCACUCAAGCUCGAUCCAUCACACUUCCGAGACUAUAUGCCCCGCGAGUACUGGCUUGAUUUGGACACACAAGGCCGCUUGCUGCUGCGUGUGAGUAUGGAGGGCGAGCGAGACGACAUACAAUUCUACUUUGGCAAGGCGUUCAGAACACUUAAGAGGACUGAGCGGGACAUGACACGAAAGAUUACAGACAAGCUCUCAUCAUUCAUUGGCUACAAGCUUUCGCGCCGGUCACUCGAUGCUCUCCUGAACAAGGGCGUGGCCUCCAAGGUAACAAAUUACCUAGGAAAUUUCAGAUCUGCGCGACCCAUGUCAGUUGUUCAAGGACCUACUCAGCAAGACGUUACGCAGGCUCUUGGCCCUCUCUUUGUCUACUUUGACGAGAAUUUUGCCAUUAUGAAGCAGACAUUGACGGAUGCAGCCAUGAUUAUGGUCAUGACGAGAUUAUGGAAAGAGACACUGGCAACAAUAGAGUCGCUGCUGGUGCCCCCACUAUCUGACAAGCUCUCACAGCAGCGACCGCUAACCCAACAAGAGCUUGACAUUGUGUUCAAGUGGCUCAAGAUGUUAUUUGACUUUUUCCAUGCUGUGGAUGAGGAUGGCAACGUUGAGGGAGUACCAAUGGAUGUGCUCAAGUCGCCCAAGUACCACGAGCUGCAGAACCUAAACUUCUUCUACUUUGAGGCAACGGAAGACCUUAUCCGGACGUCUGAAUCCAUGGCUGCAGCGAGUGCAAAGAGACAACAAGAGCAAGCGCAGCGCAUGAACCGCAUGUCUGCUCCAGCCUCCAUGGGUCACCAGUUUGGCGGCGCUGCGGGAUUUGCGGGCGUGCCGUCUCGUCGGCACAAGACGAUUAUGCUGUCGCGCAACUUGGGCACGAUGAAGAAGGCCAAAGAGGAGAAGAGAAAAGAAGCGCAAGCUGAGCCAAACGAUGAUAUGAUUUUGAGGAUUCUGAGAAUGAGACCAGAGGCUGAGCGGUACUUGAAAGACCGGAGUAGACAAAAGGAGCGGCUUGCAGCUGCCCAGGCGGCAGAGGCAAUUGUACGACAGAGCCUGAAUGCAGGUGGCGGCAGGAUGGCGGGCGGCAUGGGUGCUGGGCGUCGGUAA
Molecule: messenger RNA, 4101 nt
Organism: Bipolaris oryzae ATCC 44560
Lineage: Eukaryota; Fungi; Ascomycota; Dothideomycetes; Pleosporales; Pleosporaceae
Exons: 4
Coding region: 1-4101 (1366 amino acids)
Source: RefSeq, a predicted model, not a curated record